Haliaeetus leucocephalus (bald eagle) is the source of this 4451-nucleotide messenger RNA. RefSeq names its product v-akt murine thymoma viral oncogene homolog 2 (gene AKT2). The record is from RefSeq and is a predicted model, not a curated record. The transcript is spliced from 13 exons. NCBI's taxonomy places the organism in Eukaryota, Metazoa, Chordata, Aves, Accipitriformes, Accipitridae. Gene Ontology annotation, biological process: protein phosphorylation. Gene Ontology annotation, molecular function: protein serine/threonine kinase activity; ATP binding. Bases 1715 to 3160 code for a protein of 481 amino acids.
ACAGGCUGCGGGUUUGAGGGCCUCGCUGUCCCGUGCUUUGCACAAAAAUAUAAUCAAAGGCCAAGGCUUCAAUCAAUUGAAGGCUUUUACUUGCAGCCAGGAUAAUUAGCACAGCAUAGAAACAAGUCCUGGAUGUGAACGAGCCCAGACCUCACCGAAAAGAUCUUUGUUCCACCACUGGGUUCGAAGGCUUGUUGCAUCCUCACUGUGUUUUACCCACCUCCAAUGCUGUGGAUGCGCUGGCAUCUCUCCGCUGUGCUGAAGUGUGGCCGCAGGAUGAGCCAAUCCCAAAAUCCUGCAACCUUCAUCCCUAUCAAAUCACUCAUUUAGGGGCUGUUUUUCAUAAUUUGGGGGAUUUUUUUAUUAAAGCCUCUUGUGCAUCUUUUGCGUCUGUGGUCCGGAUCCCUUGUGGGACACUUGCAGCAGGCUCAGCCUCUCUGGGCCAGCUCUGAAAUUAAUUAGAGCCCUUUUCUGCAGCAAGCUUUUUAUUUCCUUUUUAAUUAACAUCAAUGAGCUCUUUGCCAGAGCCCGUCUAGGAGCAGAUCCAUCUGGAGAUCCACCCUUCAGCAGCUGGAGAAGCAUUAGCUCCAUGUGCUGCAAGGUCCUGCCUGUAUUUAUUCUGCCUGAAUUGGCUGGCUGCCUGCCCUGCAUCCUUGCCCACUGCUGGGCGAGUGGAGGAGCCUCAAGGGUGAGCAGAGUCCCCAAAAUCCUCCUCCCCAUUUGGGAUUGCAGGAGCAUCCCAGGAUGCUCAUGGGGCAGGGGGUUCCCAUUGGGAAGGCAUGGGCAGAUUUACAUGAGCAAGGAACAGAAAUUAUUUCCCUUCCACCUGCCAUGCUUCCCUUUGGAAAACCCCUCGUCCCUGUAGCGGAGGGAGCUUUAAAGGUGAGAUGAGAGGUUUUAAAACAAGGCUGGAGGUUUGGGAGUUAGGCAGGUGCUGGAACUGAUCCACAGGGAUUGGAAGGGAGUGGGAGCUCUCAUUGGGAUAACACUGUGUCCAGGGAAUUUGUCUCAGGCUGCUCUGGCUCUUGUCUUGCUUUGGAUGCAGCUGGAAAACCCAAACUCUUGCGCCUGGCCGCACGUUUAUGGGGCUGGGUUUUACGGCAGGGGAUGGCGGGGGCAGCAAGCCCAAGGUGACUUUGGGGAAACCCAAGGUGGGGACAAUCCCCUGCAGCCACUGCUGGGACGUGGCAUGUCCCCUUGUCCUGCUGCCUCCCGUUGCCCAGCACAGUGGGAUUUUGGAGCCCAGGGAGUUAAUCCUGUCAGGUGACUCCGAUUAAUUUUUCUCUAGCUGUUUGUUUUGCAAGGGACUGUGCUCCCCCCCCAUGCUUGUCCAACCCUCCCAAGGGUUUUUUAAUCCCGUGUUGUGUGGCAGCCAGGUAAAGGGACAAUGCCAACAAACCUGCUCUAUCCCAGCAUCUCCAGGUUUGCACGGCCUCCAUGCUGAUUUUUAAGUUUGGGGGUGGGGUUUUUUUUUGAGAAACUGGUGCAGCGGAGGAGUUUUUAAUCAGCAUGUGGGGGUGGCUUUGUGCUGAAACUGGCUGCCUCCCCUCGAGGGAGGGGAAAGAAGAGCAUCAGGAACUUUGACAGCUUUCCUUGAGCAUCUCUCUCUUCUCCCGCAGGUCAUCUCUGCUCUUGCCGCUCCUCCCGCUGCCCCUGGCGUUAGCCGCUUCCCCAGUCCUGCGGCAGAAAGGGGGUUAGAGCCUACGGCACCACCAUGAAUGAAGUGUCAGUCGUGAAGGAGGGCUGGCUGCACAAGAGAGGGGAAUACAUCAAAACGUGGCGACCCCGGUAUUUCCUGCUGAAAAGUGAUGGCUCCUUCAUUGGCUACAAGGAACGGCCAGAGACAUCCGACCACAGCUUACCGCCUCUGAAUAACUUCUCUGUGGCAGAGUGCCAGCUGAUGAAGACUGAGCGGCCUCGGCCCAACACCUUUGUCAUCCGAUGCUUGCAGUGGACGACAGUCAUUGAGAGGACUUUCCAUGUGGACUCUCCUGAAGAGCGUGAGGAGUGGAUGCGAGCUAUCCAGACAGUAGCAAACAGCUUGAAGAACCAGGAACCAGAGACGGACACAAUGGAUUACAAGUGCGGAUCUCCUAAUGACAGCACCGGUGCUGAGGAGAUGGAGGUGGCUGUCAGCAAAACCCGCACCAAGGCUACCAUGAAUGAUUUUGAUUACCUGAAGCUCCUGGGAAAGGGUACUUUUGGCAAAGUCAUCUUGGUGCGGGAAAAGGCCACUGGCCGCUAUUACGCCAUGAAGAUCCUACGGAAAGAGGUCAUCAUUGCAAAAGAUGAGGUGGCACACACUGUUACAGAGAGCCGGGUACUGCAGAACACCAGGCACCCCUUCCUUACUGCGCUGAAAUAUGCCUUUCAGACAAACGACCGGCUGUGCUUUGUCAUGGAGUAUGCCAACGGUGGAGAGCUGUUUUUCCACCUCUCAAGAGAACGCGUCUUCACAGAAGACCGAGCCCGUUUCUACGGUGCAGAAAUAGUCUCUGCACUGGAGUACCUGCACUCCCGGGACGUGGUGUACAGGGACAUUAAGCUGGAAAACCUCAUGCUGGACAAAGAUGGCCACAUCAAAAUCACUGACUUUGGGCUCUGCAAGGAAGGCAUCACGGAUGGAGCCACCAUGAAGACUUUCUGUGGCACUCCCGAGUACCUGGCUCCGGAGGUUCUGGAGGACAACGAUUACGGCCGCGCCGUGGACUGGUGGGGUCUGGGCGUCGUCAUGUAUGAGAUGAUGUGCGGUCGCCUCCCCUUCUACAACCAGGACCACGAACGUCUCUUUGAGCUGAUCCUCAUGGAGGAGAUUCGCUUCCCUCGUACCCUCAGCCCUGAGGCCAAAUCCUUGCUGGCUGGGCUGCUCAAGAAGGAUCCCAAACAGAGGCUCGGCGGAGGUCCCAGCGAUGCCAAGGAGGUGAUGGAGCAUCGCUUCUUCGCCCCCAUCAACUGGCAGGACGUGGUUCAGAAGAAGCUGGUCCCGCCAUUCAAGCCCCAAGUGACGUCUGAGAUCGACACACGGUAUUUCGAUGAUGAGUUCACCGCCCAAUCCAUCACCAUCACCCCACCGGAUCGCUAUGACAACAUGGGCUCCCUGGAGAAUGACCAGCGGACGCACUUCCCCCAGUUCUCCUACUCCGCCAGCAUACGGGAGUAACCGGUAGCAGUGGGAUUCAGCCUCCGAGGAGGAGGGUUUGGGGGUUCACUCACGGCGGGGGGGAUUUUUCUUCCGUGCCUGGCAGAAGGGGGGCGGGAAGCUGUGGCUCGCCAGCGUUGUGCCGCAGCACCUUUCAGAAGCCAUACCCCUACAAAGUGCUCUUGCUCCAUGGCUCCCACUGGCACCAAGCCGUGCCUCCUGCCCCUAGCCUAGGACUGCUUUGAUUUUUAUUAUUAUUUUUAUUUUUUAAACUCCUAGAAGUGCUCGCAGCUUUUUAAACCAACCCCCAUUUCCCCACAACUGUGGCCUUGACCCCCCCUGAAGCUCAGCCAGCCCUCCACCAAGUAAAACCCAUGGCUCCCGGAUGGGGAGAAGCCAUUUUGACAGCAGUAGGGAGGGGAAAACUCCCCCCCAUGGCCAGGAUCCAAUGCUGGCUGCCUGGAGGAGGGGGAAACAAUAGGGCAGGACCCGCCCCGAGACUGUGGGGUGCAUGUCUUAGCCCCUCAAAUCCUCCCACCUCUGCUUUGAACUGAACCUGCAGUGACCGAAAACCAACAGUAUCCCUGGAUCGGCGCCUUGGCAGAGGGGAGUACCUCGACCCUGCGGCCGGCCAGCGUGGCCCUAAGGAAAAUGUGAUCCUAAAAGCAAUAGUUUGGCUUCUCCAGUGCCUUAAAGCCAGGAGCUGCAGUGAUGCCAGGCUCAGUGACACCUGCCACAUCCUCCAGCAUCCUCAGUGGAUGAUGGUGUAGCAGAGGGACAUGGCUUUUUGCCACUGCACCAGCAGCUUGGCAACCCUGGCUGCCAGUGUUGGGACUGGGUUUAUUCUGGCAUGCACCACUGAUCCACACCCGACAGAUGCUCCGUGGAUGCCUUUCUGAGAAGGCCACUGUCACCAGGGCUGUUGGCUCCAGACCCUGCCGGCAUGGCACAACGCCGGUGGGACCCGGCGGUUGGGGAGCAUCACCUUUACCACAAUGCCCGCACCAACAAGCCAGGCCAGUGACAAGCUGGACUUGCCACCCGGCGGCUCCUGGCACAGCUGACACCAGGGCCACAGUUUGGAGGUAGGAAUUUGGUGCCUGGUACCGCUUCCCCGCAGGGAGGAACUGAGAAAACUUGCUGUUUCUUUCUUGGUUCCUAGUUGCCCGAAUUCAGUUGAAUUAAUUUAAAAAUACUGGAGCUGGGCGGGGGGAUGAGACCCCCCUCAACAAGGUGGCAGUGGCCCGGCAUCCCGGGCACAGCAGCCAGCUGGCAGCUCUCACCUGCCCUCAUAUUUGUACGGUACAAGCAA